Molecule: messenger RNA, 1288 nt
Organism: Nelumbo nucifera (sacred lotus)
Lineage: Eukaryota; Viridiplantae; Streptophyta; Magnoliopsida; Proteales; Nelumbonaceae
Product: succinate dehydrogenase [ubiquinone] iron-sulfur subunit 2, mitochondrial-like
Biological process (GO): respiratory electron transport chain; tricarboxylic acid cycle; aerobic respiration
Cellular component (GO): mitochondrion
Molecular function (GO): electron transfer activity; 2 iron, 2 sulfur cluster binding; oxidoreductase activity
Source: RefSeq, a predicted model, not a curated record
AAGUUCCAACAUCUCUGAGUUUCCUUCUCAGUCAUCUUCCUCUCUGUCAGUUAAUUCAGUACUUCUGUUCUGUGUUGGUCCUCUUCAGCAGCCAUGGCGACCGGUCUCUUCCGCAGAGCUGUUUCUAGGGUUUCGACUCCAGCAUCGAAGCUAAUUAGGUCCCGAGCGCACGCCUCCGAAGCUCAAGCCCAACAAGUCGAAGCUAAAGCGAAGGAUCAAUCCAAAAUGAAGACUUUCUCCAUCUACCGCUGGAACCCAGACAACCCUACCAAGCCUCAGCUCCAGGACUACGAGAUCGAUCUCAAGGACUGUGGUCCAAUGGUCCUCGACGCCCUUAUCAAGAUCAAGAAUGAAAUGGAUCCGACGCUCACCUUUCGCCGAUCAUGCCGUGAGGGCAUCUGUGGUUCCUGCGCCAUGAAUAUUGACGGCUGCAAUGGCCUCGCCUGCCUCACUAAGAUCUCGUCUGGAGCCUCGACCACAAUCACACCCUUGCCUCACAUGUUCGUGAUCAAGGACCUCGUCGUCGACAUGACCAAUUUCUAUAACCAGUAUAAGAGCAUUGAGCCUUGGUUGAAGAGAAAGACCCCACCGCCGGUUCCCGGGAAGGAGAUACCGCAGAGUAAGAAGGAUCGUGCAAAGCUUGACGGGAUGUAUGAAUGUAUUUUGUGUGCUUGUUGCAGCACUUCUUGCCCGAGUUAUUGGUGGAACCCCGAGUCGUAUCUCGGACCUGCAGCGCUGCUCCAUGCUCACAGGUGGAUAAGCGAUAGCCGUGAUGAAUACACAAAGGAGCGCCUGGAUGCAAUAUGUGAUGAAUUCAAGCUCUAUCGCUGCCACACAAUAUUGAACUGUGCCCGUGCCUGCCCCAAGGGAUUGAAUCCUGGAAAAGAGAUCACAACAAUCAAGCAUCUCCAGCUCUCAACUGGAAUCUGAUUUUGCAUAGUGUAUGACUACACUUUGGAAAUAAUUGCUUAUAGACUGAUGGUUCUCAGCAUCCAUGAAUCGUAAUUUUCUCUGGAAUUAAUAAUUUUAUGUACUGGGUGCACAUUCUUGCAUUAUCGUUAUUGUACUGUGACAUGUUCGAAGCUUAACCUCUUUGUUUCCAAUUGGUAUUCAACGAACGCUUGGGUCUGUCCUGACCUAGGUCCUAGGAGGUUUUACUUUCUGUCCUGUGCGCUAUUGUACAAGUGUUAGCAUGUCUGAUGUAGGACAAGCCUGCCUAUAUAAUUUCUGUGAAUUGAGUACAAACGUUACUUGUUCAGCUAAAAGAAACUGCUUAAUUUCUGUUGCA